UGGGAGCUUGCAGAUUCUCGUCUGCCUAGCACAGUUGUAGUUCUCCCCAUUGCACAUAUAAGUCAAUAACUGCACGAGAGCAUUUAUUAAUGUACUGGACCGUAGCCCUACAUUGAAAUCAUUCCUGCAUCUAUUAAUGUACUGGACCGUAGCCCUACAUUGAAAGCAUUCCUGCAUCGACACUGACACUGAUUCGAACCUUGGCAAGUCGUAAUUCCUGCUGUUCGCACAAGAUGCAGAGCAUCAGCGAUAACGGAACUGAAGCCCGACCUCUAUUCGGGGGUGCACUGUCUGCUGUCGUUCCGCACAGUGCUAGCGACAUCAGUGAGGUGAGGGAGAUCCCAGACAACCAGGAAGUGUUUGUCCAUAAGCAGACAGAUCAAAGCAUCAUGGUGGAUCUGCUGGAGUACCAGGCUCAUGUGCAGGACAUUGAAGCUGCCAGGUACCACUUUGAAGACUUGGCCGGCAGCAAUGAGGCAUCGAGUCCAGGGUCCUCAGAGGUGGUUCAUGUGGAGCCCCUCAGCAAAUCUCAGCUUUCCCUGCAGGAGUGCAGCUGUGCUUUUCUCCUAACCGGCACACAGCGCGUAUCCAAAUUCAACGAAGAGGCUAAAAACACAGUAAAUAUCCACCUGGGACUUCUCCGCCUGCCACAGUUCUCUACCGACAUUCUGGUGACCUUCAAUGACCCUUCAAGCAUUAGUCCUCUCAGCAGCAGUGCAGCAGGGGACGGUGUGGUAAUCGCAGCCCCCUGGACGGUGCAGGACUUCCUACAGUUGCUGCAGUCCCUCCGGCUCCUGGACGCUGGCGUGUUUGGAUAGGAGACAAUCAACCAGUGAUCGUGAAGUAGGGAUAUAAUAGUUGUGACUUCACCUUCAUGUUAGAAAAUAGAGAAGAGCUCCACCAAUCACAGAACGUGUUGCUAACAAUAAAUAGAACAAUAGUGAUGGUGAUUGGAGGAUACUUUCUGGCAGUGGGUGGCAGUGUAGUAUAAUAGGUAAGGUCUUGUAGCUUAAAGGUCACAGGUUUGAUAAGCGGGUUGGACACUGCCGUACCCUUGAGCAAGGUACUUAACCUGCAUUGCUUCAGUAUGUAUCAAGCUGUAUACAUGGAUGCUAUGCUAUGUAAAAAGUUGUGUAAGUCGCUCUGGAUAAGAGCGUCUGCGAAAUACAUGUAAUGUACUGUAAGCAGAAAUCAUAGUCGGGAGUGUAUUAUUGUGUGCUACCGACAUACUUCCUUUCUAUAGAGCUCCUCUGUUUUCAUCCACUAAGGUGAUAUUACAACUGUUUUGCCCCUAUUUUAUAAUAUUACAACUGUUUCACCCCUAUUUUAUAAACCCUGCAGCUACAUGCUCACAGCCCAGACUACUGACAUCCUUUACAAACUGAAAAGUACAGACUGAACUGAGAGUUACGGUCAGUGCCACCCGUGUGUUGAUUGGGGGGCAUUCCUUUGUACACAAACAUUGUAUAUCAUUGUCAGGUGACCAGCUGUAGUUUGAUUUGAUAAAGUCCCUCUCAUGCAAUGCGUGUGUGUGUGUGAGACCUAUCAAGAUAAGCGACUGAUGCUGUGAGUCCAAGCUCUUUUAUUCCAGUCACACUUUUACUGGUAGUGUUUCAUUUGGAUGUGUUACACCAUGUACAGUGUGGUACGGGUGGGUCACUCGUAUGAAAACUGAAGAUAAGGUCUGUGUGUAUUGCUUGUGGCUGCUUGGCUAACGCAGUGCUCUCUGUCCGUUCAAUUGUGCCAUUGUGUUGGAAAGAAACGGAUCCAGCGAAUGAAAAGUGUUCUUUCUGAGUGGGGGUGUCCAGUGUAAUCUGAGAAAUGUAUGAACAUCUGAUUCAACUGAACAACUAAUCACGGUCUUCAUUGUUUCGUUGAAUUUGGUCUUUUAGCGCUAGGCUACAGCAAAAGCCUGUGCCCACAGUGGCCCUUUUCUAGUAAGAUUGUACAUCCCAGAAUUUGAAAUAAAGGAAAAAUAAUUUAU
Molecule: messenger RNA, 1984 nt
Organism: Anguilla anguilla (European eel)
Lineage: Eukaryota; Metazoa; Chordata; Actinopteri; Anguilliformes; Anguillidae
Gene: rangrf
Product: RAN guanine nucleotide release factor
Exons: 6
Coding region: 234-818 (194 amino acids)
Biological process (GO): regulation of sodium ion transmembrane transporter activity; heart contraction; protein import into nucleus
Cellular component (GO): nucleus
Molecular function (GO): guanyl-nucleotide exchange factor activity; small GTPase binding; transmembrane transporter binding
Source: RefSeq, a predicted model, not a curated record